UUAUCCAUUCAUUAACUUUGUCCGUCAGUACAGGGGAAAGCGAGAGGCCUGCGCAUGCGCGUUCCAUUACACUUCCGGGUUUGCUUUUUUUCCCCAUUGAAAUGUAACGUUUCUCUUGUGAUGCGCGUAUGAAACUUGUUGCCGGAAAGCAAACAAAAGGUGCUCUAAUACAUUCAAUUGUAUAAAGGCAGCAGUCAGAGCGGCGGCGAGUAGCUACUGUCAUGCUCGGUCUACAGGACUCUCGUUAGACUCACUGUAAUGGCCUGAUGUUGCGCUGUUGUGCCUUGUGAGCGGCCGGACUGACAGCAGCAUGACCCGCCUGAUGUUUCUCGCGGCCGCGGCGUUCCUCUUGUCCGCUCCGGCCAGCGCCUCUCAGGGGGACAAAGAGCCGGUCUACCGGGACUGCGUCAAACACUGCGUCCGGACGAACUGCACAGGGGCCCGGCUGCGCGGUUUCCAGUCCACUCAGCCUCCAUACAUGGCACUCACAGGCUGGACGUGUCGUGAUGACUGCAGAUAUCAGUGCAUGUGGACCACCGUGGGCCUUUACCAGGCUGAAGGCUACAGCAUACCACAGUUUCAUGGGAAGUGGCCGUUUGCCCGUUUCCUAUGUUUUGAAGAACCUGCAUCGGCACUAGCAUCUCUGCUAAAUGGCUUAGCAUGUCUGCUAAUGCUGCUGAGGUACCGCAGCGCAGUCCCUCGCCAGAGCCCCAUGUACCACACCAUCACCGCCUUCUCACUGGUUUCCCUGAAUGCAUGGUUCUGGUCUACUGUAUUCCACACAAGAGACACCUAUCUAACAGAGAAGAUGGACUACUUCUGUGCGUCAGCUGUCAUUCUCUACUCCAUCUACUUGUGCUGUGUCAGGACGUUGGGCUUGCGCAGACCGGCAAUUUCCAGCAUGGUGGGAGUUCUGCUCAUUCUGGCCUUCACAUCUCAUGUGUCUUAUCUGACCUUUGUCAGUUUUGACUAUGGGUACAACAUGGCUGCCAACGCCUCUAUAGGCAUAAUAAACCUGCUCUGGUGGCUGUGCUGGUGUUGGCUGAACCGGAGGAUCUUGCCAUACUGGUGGAAGUGUGGGAUGGUGGUGCUCUUACUGCAUGGUCUUGCUCUGCUGGAGCUGCUGGAUUUCCCUCCACUCUUCUGGGUUCUAGAUGCUCAUGCUGUCUGGCAUCUCAGCACUGUGCCCGUCCACUUCCUCUUCUACAGUUUUCUGAUAGACGACAGCCUUCACCUCCUGAACACAGAGAAGCCUGGAGUGAAACUGGACUAGGAGGAAUCAGUCUCAGAACCACAACCCCUCCUAUGAAAUCCUUCCCAUCAGGGCAAGUGCAAGCCGGACUGAGCCAGGCCUCAUGGCAGUGGUUUUUCCGGCACAUGUCCUGGGGUUCCAAUUUCACCAUUUUCUUGUGUUUACAUUUAGUUUUUACCAUAUUUUAAAACCAUAUUUUAUCAUUUUAUUUUAUUUUUGCGUUGUACUGGUCGUCGUUUGGUCCGGUUUUAAAGAUGUGCCACUUUACAAUAGUCGAAACCUGAUUGAUAUUUGCAUUCACUGAGCUUUGCCUUCGAUUGAGAAGAAAAUUAGCCUUUCUUAACCACUUUAUCAACAUGGCACACUUUUAAAGAGGUGCACCGUCAUUGCUAACAAUUACCUUUGCAUAUCUCCAAUUCAUAUCCGUCUACAUUUGUGCUGUGUGACUUAAUAGCCCUGAAGUGAAUUUUAUUCUGAGUUGAGAUCAAUUUUUACUUUUAAAACAUGUGUUUAUUAUAAGCGUGCUGAACUCAGGAGGGGUUAUGAGUGAGCAGUGUGUGCUCUGUUUCUGAGACGCGUGACGGUUUUACUCAUUAAGGUGCAAUAUCAGGAGUGACCAGCAGACGGCGACAGUGUUCAUUAGUUUUUUCACUGUUUACAGUUCUCUGAUUUCCCAGCACUGACUAUGGUUGAUUAGGCAUUUUGUUGACGUGCGUAUCAAGUUACCCAUAAUUUUUAUUGUUUACUUUUUAACCAUUUUUAAUUAACUUUAAUCACUGGAGAUUUAAAGGAAUAGUUCAUAUAAUGACAAUGGCCUUAAAGUAUUUUUUGUGGAAUAUAUAACCUGGUGUAACACAUUCCUGGGAAAACUGAAUCUUAUUUUAUUCUUCAAAAUUGACCUAGGUUUACCUGUAAAAAGGUAUUCUUGGGUACAAUACUAAUCCAUUAGAAGCAUUGAUUGGACAAACAUAACUCAUGAUAUUUUUACAUCAAAGCUCUAGCAUUGCACAUCUUCCUAUUUUACACACUGAAAAAAUUAUUUAUUAGAUUUACUAAAAACUUAUGGUAAGUGGUUGCAAACAAUUUAUAUAGGCUGAAUUUAAACAAACAAAUAAAGUAACUAAAUUACUAAAUUUAAUUAGUUUGUUUAAAUUCAGCCUUAAUAAAUUGUUUGCAGCCACUUACCUUAACUAAAUUAGUAAAUCCUUUUUUCAAAGAUAAAGUGGUUGCAAACAAUUUAUAUAGGCUGAAUUUAAACAUACAAAUUUAAUUGACUAAUGUUCAACAUUAUUAUAAAAAAAAACAACAAAAUAAAAGUUUAUUUAUUAAUUUGAUUUACUAAUAUGAUUUACCUAUCUCCUUUACAAUAACACGUGUUUUAAUGGUUUUUAAUAACUGGGAUGUUGGAUAAAAUCUUUAGCGUUUAGCCUUGUGUGGGUCUGAAAUUUCAUUUGCAGUGGUCUUAAAAGUUUUAAAUUUGACUUUAUGAAACCUGUAGAAACCCUGCAUACACUCUCUCUUUCAAGCACACAAACGCUGCAGCCAAUUUCUCAAAAAAAAAAAAAAAAGAAUAGAGAGAGAGGAAUUUAUAAUGUGGAAUCACAUAAUCCAGUCAAACCAAAACACUCCAAACACUCACUUCAAAACUAAAAAAAAAAAAA
Danio rerio (zebrafish) is the source of this 2913-nucleotide messenger RNA. NCBI's taxonomy places the organism in Eukaryota, Metazoa, Chordata, Actinopteri, Cypriniformes, Danionidae. The record is from RefSeq and is a predicted model, not a curated record.